UGCCGCGGGUGCAGCAGGCAGGGAGGGAAGAAGGGAGAGCUGUGUGGCUGCCACCCUGCCCCUCCCCGGGGAUUACACAGGUCUCUUGGUGCGCUCAGCGUGGGCACUGCCGAGGAACUGAGGCACACGCACGUCCUCGCUCGAGGGAGGAUGCUCAGGGCACACACACAGAGCAGCCUCGGCGCAUGGCCCGCUGCUCGUGCCGCUGCCCGGUGCUGUUGUCGCUGUCACGGGGUGCCUGGCGGCUCCCCGUGCGUUUCGCUCCCUUCCCUUGUGGCAGAGCCCCACGGCCCGUCCUGGGGUGCGGGCACCCGCCACAUCCAGGUGGUGCCGUCACGGCGUCAGUAUUUUAUCGCGGGGGGGGGAAAGGGGGGAAGAAAAACCGGCUUCGUCGGGGCGACAACGUGCUCGGUGUCACAUCAUGUCACAACCGCCGCCGCUGCUGGUCGGGAUCCGCCACCGGACCCCAAACUGGGCUCUGGGGUUGGUUUUUACCGUCUCCACCCCCGGGGCCGGCGGUCCGCCCAGGCGCGGCGCGGGGGGCGGCUUUGUCUGGCGCGGGCGCGGCGGUGGCGCAGCCCGUCGGGGCGGGGGGCGCAGCCCGUCGGGGCGCGCAGCCCCGCUCGUAGCGGGACCGGGGCCGCCGCGCCGCUGCCCGGAGCCGCUGCCCGGUACCGCCGGGCUUCCGGGUGCCGGGCUCCCCGCCGCCGCCUCCGGCUCCUCCAUGUUUGUUGUCGGCAGCGCUGUCCAGCCGCUGCCGCCGCGCUCCCGCAAGAUAGUCGGCACACAAAGCUGGUCCCAGAUUUGAGCGACGACGAGACACCCUGAUGUGUGAGCCUGGGGCGCGCCAUGGAUCUGACUAAGAUGGGGCUGAUCCAGCUGCAGAACCCCUGCCACCCCACCGGGCUGCUGCACAAAGCCAACCAGAUGCGCCUGGCGGGGACGCUGUGCGACGUGGUCAUCAUGGUGGACAGCCAGGAGUUCCACGCGCACCGGACCGUGCUGGCCUGCACCAGCAAGAUGUUCGAGAUCCUCUUCCACCGCAACAGCCAGCACUACACCCUGGACUUCCUCUCGCCAAAGACGUUCCAGCAGAUCCUGGAGUACGCGUACACCGCCACCCUACAAGCCAAGGUCGAGGACCUGGACGACCUGCUCUAUGCUGCCGAGAUCCUGGAAAUAGAGUACCUGGAGGAGCAGUGCCUGAAGAUCCUGGAGACUAUACAGGCUUCUGAGGACAAUGACACCGAGGUCGCCAUGGCUGAUGGAGGUGCCACCGCCACCACUGAGGAGGAGGAGGAGAGGAAGUCAAGGUACAUCAAGGGCCUCUUCAUCUCCAAGCCCACUGGGGAGGAAGGUGGCUAUGCUGGCACGGCCAGCCAGAGUCUGCCAGCAGCCACAGUGGAGGAGAGCCCCUCUGCCUCCGCAUCCUACUGCUCCCUCUCUUCCAUGAGCCCCACCAAGGCGGCGGUGGACAGCCUGAUGACCAUCGGGCAGUCCCUGCUGCAGGGUGCCCUGGCUCCCAGUGCCCCUGAGGACUCACGCUGUGCCACCGCCCGCCGCCCCUCUGGCCUCACCGAAGUCAAAACUGAAGCGAUGCAGGUGGAUGAGGCCUCCAGCCAUGACAGCCCCCGGACGGCCGAGCCCGGUGCCUCCAGUGGGGAGAAGCCUGACGAGAAGGGCAAGGAAGGACCUGGCACCCCGACCCGCAGCAGUGUCAUCACCAGUGCCCGUGAACUGCACUACACCCGUGAGGAGGGUGCCGAGCCACCCCUUGAGCCUGGCCAGGGGCUGCCGCUGGGGCCGGAGCCAUCCGCCACUGCCCCGGGAGAGAAGCCCUUGGGCAUCUACUCCCUGCUGCCGAACCACAAGACUGAGCCGGUGCUCGGCGUGCCGCCCACCGUGGCGUCCGCCCUGCACGUGCAGCCGGCCCUGGCUGUCUCCAUGGACUUCAGCGCCUAUGGCGGGCUGCUGCCCCAGGGCUUCAUCCAGCGGGAGCUGUUCAGCAAGCUGGGGGAGCUGGCAGCUGGCAUGAAGACAGAGAGCAGAGCCCUGGGCGAGCAGUGCAGCGUGUGUGGGGCAGAGCUGCCGGACAACGAGACCCUGGAGCAGCACAGGAAGCUGCACAGUGGGAUGAAGACGUACGGAUGUGAGCUGUGCGGGAAGCGGUUCCUGGACAGCUUGCGGCUGCGAAUGCACUUACUGGCUCACUCAGGCUUGACAGAUUUUGUUUCCUGUCGAGCGGCGGCGGUGGCGAAGCCCCCCCGGUUGCCAAGGAGCCGCCUCCCCGCACCGUCACGGGCUGAUUUGGUAUUCCGCGCGGCGCCCCGCCGCAUUUCUGUAUGCAAGACAAAGUGUUUUGAUGGAGGACGAUUGCAGGAGUGUCUGGAGGCUGUUUGGAGUUUUAUGGGCUGUGCAGUACGCGCCGUGCUCGCUCGCCGUGCGGGGCUGCCAGGGAUGGGGUCUGUCAUUUUUUCCCUGUGGAGAGGAUGCUGCUGGAAAGAGUGGCACUGGCAGGGGCAGCAGGAAAGAGGGUUGUGUAAAAACCUGACAGUUUGGGAUCCUAAGUUGAUGAUUAUAAUUAAUAAUUUUAAUUAUUAUUUUUUAAAUGAAAAGGUUUCUGUGUGGUGCAGGAGUUGGUGGCGCUGCCUGGCCAGGGUUGGGUGAUGGUGUUGCUGCUGACCACCACCCCACCCAUCCCCAGGCCCCUGCUCCAAAACUCCAGGUGCUUUCCCAAGGCUCUCCAGGGCAGCCCGUGAGAGGCUGCCCCAGCAUCCUUCUCACACGAGCUUCCAGCAAUCCAACUCAGGGUCCCUCCUCAUUCUGUAAUGCCCACACCUCACUUUUUCUGAUAUUAAUUUUUACCUUUCCAUGGCACUUUGGGAAGCAGGAGCUGAAGCUGACUCUCCAGGCCUGCUCUGCAGCUCUUGUCUUCCUUCAGCCCUUCUUGGGUUUCUCCACUGUGUUUUUUAGCACAGAGAUUUGUAUGACUUGUCUCUUCCACUUGGGUGAAAUAGGAGAGAAAGGAAAUAAUAAUAAUAAUAAUAAUAAUAAUAAUAAUAAUAAUAAUAAUAAUAAUAAUAAUGGCAAUAAUACAAAUCCAAAAGUGGCUUGAUGUGGGCAAAAGAAGAAAACAAGAGAAUGGGAUAGAGAACAGGCUAAAUUUAAAAUUGUAAUUGGCUGACUUCCACAGGCUUGCGGGUGUUUUAAUGACUCAUAAUAACUUCAUUUAAAACCAGCUGAGCAGAAAAUAGAUUGGAGAGGAGCCUCAGGCCAUUAUGGAUUUGUUUUUUUUUUUGACAAGCUCUGUUUUCGGCAGCCAGGAAGGCACUCGCAGAGGGCUCGGCUGCUGCGCUCCCCGAGUUGGUGGUCUGCCCGGCAGAGAUUGUAUAGAAGCUGGGCUGGCUCUUCUCUUUUUUUCCCUUUUUUUUUUUCACUGAUUAAAAAUAGAUGCCUUGAGGUAUUAUUUUAGCAUCACUGUGGUUUGGUGCUUUUUUCUUUGCACUUCUGAUGUGGUAAACGGAACAUAAAUAAAAUUGUUUUUGAAAUUACUGAAUUAAUUAGGUAGUAAAGCAACGGCAGUGCAUAAAUUUUCUUGCCGAUUUUUUUUUAAUCCAUAUUUCCCCCCCAUUUCCAUCUCACCAAUUACAGCCUGUUAACAAUAUAUAAUCCCAAAUUUUUAUUAAUCCCUUCUGCUGAGGGAGGGGAUGUCACAUUCUAUUGACGGGGCCAUUGUGCUGAAACAGCAGUGGGGAAGGUUGGAUCCUCCCCCACCACUCUCCUCACCAAUUUCCCAUCUUCCUUUUCCCUUAGCCAUCCUCCUCCUCCUCCAGAGGAUGCUGGCAGUCCCUCUUUUCCCUUUAUUCCUUCUCUUUUCCUGAGCUAGAGUUCAGAGAACCUCUUCCAUAGCCCCACGGAAGUUUCUCCUCCCCAAUAAAGUAGUGAAAUGAUGGGCAUUGGGAAGGACUGUUGGGAUGAUGGUGGCUGAAACAAGAUGAGCUCUGUUAUCCAACCCGCUGGGCUAAGCCUGGCUGGUUGGGAGGGAGCUGCAGCCCCUGCCUGUGCCAUGAUCCACAGGGCAUCCCACUCCCGAGGGCCCGGCAGCCUGUUCCCUCACGUUUCUUGGAGGGGAAAUUAAAUAGUAGAAUCAUAGAACCAUUAAGGUUCAAAAAGAUCUCCAAGAUCAUGCAGUCCAACCUGAAUUCUGCCCCUCCUUGUGGCUUUGCUGGGGGUACGGCAGACCUGGGCAGCUCCAGCCUUGCUUGGGGGGCACGUGGGGCAGCAAUGACUGCGUAAAUCGCGCAGGAUGGAACAAGCAGCAGCUCCUCACCCGUUUGUACCAGGGACCUUUAUUAGGCAGAGGCUAUAAAUUUGCUUGUGCGGGUAUAAAUGUACAGCAGGGGGGCUGGUGCCAACAGCAAGGCUCGCACCGAGACGCGGCCGAUACUUGGCAGCACGCGGAGUCCCGUCCCGUCGAUACGAUCAUCUGGAGGUAUCUGUGUGUUGUAGGCGAUACGAGGCGCUGGCUAAAUAUACCCUGCCUAAACCUGCGCCUGCGUUCCGGGAGGUUGAUGGUUUCUGUUUAAAGCGGGGAGAGAGACAAGGGGGGAGAAGAGAGCCCCGCCAUGAGCUCCGCUUUCCAACGUGUCCUGCUCCCUUUCAUAACAAACAGCAAGCCGUGGUGGUUUUUUUCUGAGCCUUGUUAUAAUAAGCUCAGAUGUUGGAUGACAUUUUCCCGGUGACUCACAUAGUAAAAUUAACCUUGAACUAUUUACAUAUUCAAUCGCCGCCCUCCUCCUCCUCCCCCUCCCCGCCGGCGUGUGUACAUUACAGGAAUUCUGGCUCCGUAUCAGUUUUUGUUUUGCUGAUGAGAAAAGAAAAAAAAAAAAAUUCCCCCCGCCUGGAGUACACAUCUACUUGAGGGAAAGAACACGCAGUCCUGGCCUUUGGAAAUUGGCAGGCGGCGUGCUGUUCCCGCGCUGAUAAGAGGUACUGUAAAUAAAACUGUACGGCAGCGCCUGCUGUAAAUGCCCCGCGUCUGUACUCAUUGUUCUGACAGCUCCGGCUUUUUUUGGGUCCGCUGUUUUGGUACACACUGUGCUUCCUUAUGUAAGCCAGUGCGCCCGGCUCCUCCCUGCGUUCGCCCUGUUUAUUUUCGCCUCGCCAGGAAUUUUUCCUCUCCCCCCUCCGCCCGCCCCCCAGCCAGAUGCUGGCUGCCUUUGCCUCGCCUGGCUGUGCCUCCCUGCGUCUCUGCGGCCCCUCCGGCCGCCGCUUUCGGAGGGCACUGGCACGUCCUUCCUCCCUACUAAUCCCAUGUGGAAAUGGGGGAAGUAAAAGCAAAGCCCGCGUUUAGCAGGACCGCGCUCUGUCUCAGGCUGCGGGUGCAGCAAUCCCCCCCAAGCACGGAAUGCCCGCUGGCGCCGGUGCACAGCCGCAGGGAGGGGGCACACACCGGCAGCCGCCCUGCCCGGGGAGAACCUGUUGCUGCCACAGUUGUUGCAUCCUCACGGAUCUGGGUUGCCAUAUCCUCGUGGAUCGCACUUUGCUGCGAUGGGGCCGGCGGAGCUUUGAGUGGCGAUGGAGAGCCAUUGCCUUGGCAACUGCCGGCUGCGCAUUGCCCGCACCGUGCGCCGAGCUGAGGGCAGCCCGCGCUGCUGCUCUAUCGAUCCGGCCCCUCGCCGCCCCGGCGGCUUCUCCCCAUCCCGGCAUCUCCAUGCACGCACUCUUUCCCUCCCUGCGUGCCUGGAGAGGGUUCCAGCAGCACCUGCGUCCCAGUGCCCCUCAUCCCUGAUGGCGCGUGGUCCCCUGGCAGGUGUGAGGGAGCCACCCUGGAGCACCCCAAAGUUUGGGUGUGUUUGCCCCUUUGGAGCAGCUGACUGCCCAGGUGCACCCGGGUUGUUUUGAAUGCAAACUUGACAUCGCAGCGAGGGCGGCAGGGAACAACAUAUGCACAGUAAACAGGCAGACUGUCAUAUUGAUUAACAGAUGAGACCUCUAUUAUCGAUCAGCUCUUGGCGAGAAAAUUUAUCACUUUUAAUUUCGCCGCUGCCAAAUAUUUCUGCCUGCGAGCCAGCCGUUACUGAGACAAUUUAAAGGCAAAGGAAUUCUCUUUUCAAUGUGUCUUGUGAUACCUCUCUUCCUAUCACCUUCUCUACCCACCUUUCCCCAAAUCCCUGAUUGUGGGACAGAGGGCUUGGUGAGGUAGGAAGGAGAGGGGAGAGGCAGUGUGGACCCCUGAAAAGGGGCAGCACAACAUUCUGCAAGGUAAUGCCCCACCUUGAAUGCUGCUCUGUAACAUUCAGCUCCUCACAACAUAUGAAUCAAACCUUGAAAUGGGGCCGUGGCUUUGUCCCAAACAAUGCUGUUGGAUAUUUGUGUGUCAUUAAUCUGAUUUCAUUUGGA
Prinia subflava (tawny-flanked prinia) is the source of this 6402-nucleotide messenger RNA. RefSeq names its product zinc finger and BTB domain containing 16 (gene ZBTB16). Gene Ontology annotation, molecular function: RNA polymerase II cis-regulatory region sequence-specific DNA binding; protein binding; DNA-binding transcription factor activity, RNA polymerase II-specific. The coding region runs from base 850 to 2667 and encodes 605 amino acids. The record is from RefSeq and is a predicted model, not a curated record. The transcript is spliced from 4 exons. Gene Ontology annotation, cellular component: nucleus. Lineage: Eukaryota; Metazoa; Chordata; Aves; Passeriformes; Cisticolidae. Gene Ontology annotation, biological process: regulation of transcription by RNA polymerase II.